AUGUCUAGCACCGUGCUCAUCGAGCGCAUCACCAACUGCCUCGCCCCAGCGCCCAAGGACGAACCCGAAGUCACCACCACGCCCGAACAAGACGACUACUCGAGAUGGAGGCCUUCUUACCACAUCAUCGCGCCCGCCGGCUGGAUGAACGACCCUUGCGCUCCCGGCUACGAUCCGACCACCCGUCAGUAUCAUGUCGGUUUUCAGUGGAAUCCCGACGGUGCCGAGUGGGGAGACAUCGUUUGGGGCAACUCGACCUCGCGGGAUCUGGUUUCCUGGAAGGUCGCACCCAAGCCCACCGUCAGCCGGGACACUUCGUAUGACCAUGCUGGCGUCUUCACCGGCUGCUUCCGACCCACGGCACCCAACGGCGCUCAAGAUGGCACUCUGACCUACAUCUACACCGCCGUCAGCAAACUUCCCAUCCACUACACGCUCCCCUACAACGUCGGGAGCGAAAAGCUCGCAAUCGCAACGUCCACCGACGGUGGCAAGACCUGGAGCAAGCCUCUGGGGAAUCCCAUUCUAAACGGCCCCCCGAGGAAUGUUCCCGUGACUGGUUGGAGAGACCCCUACGUUGCAUCGUGGGCAAACAUGGCCCGAGCGCUUGGUGGAGAACACGCUGAUGGAAAGCUGUUCGCCACCAUCUCCGGUGGUCUCGUUGGAAGAACGCCCACCGUUUUCCUCUACGCAGUGGAUGCCUCAGAUCUGAGCAAAUGGGAGUAUCUUGGCCCGCUGAUGGACGUUGGGCUGAACAAGAGGCCAUCGCACUGGUCUGGCGACCUGGGCGUGAACUGGGAGGUCACCAACUUCAUGACGUUGACGGAUGGCGACGGUGCAAGCCAAGAAUUCCUGAUCCUUGGCGCUGAGGGAUGCAAGUCCGUCUACCGCCAAGAGGAAAGUAAGCGGACGCCUCGCGGUCAGCUCUGGGUUGCUGGAAACAUUCGGUCCCGGGAGGGACAGACGACCACGAAUGCGCUGGUGGAUUACGCAUAUGGCGGCGUUUUCGACCACGGCUUGUUCUACGCCGCCAAUGGCUUCUGGGACCCCGAGACUCAGCAGCAGGUCGUCAUUGGCUGGGUCACGGAGGACGAUCUCCCCGUUGAACUCCAAAUCAAGCAACAGUGGAGCGGCUGCCUCUCGUUGCCCAGGAUCGCCGGCCUCAUGACACUCCGCCACGUCCGCAAGGCCCGCAAGUCAGAGCUCAAGUCCAUCACAUCGAUUCAGACCGAGUCAGACGCCCACGGAACGUCGACUGUGCGCACGAUGAGGAUAUCUCCCGACCGGAGGCUGCAAAAGUUACGCCGCUCCGCGCAGCAGACGGAUCUCCCUACCGCGUCACUCGGCCCGCUCGACGGGAGAACCCAGGUGCCCCUCAGGAGUACGAGGUGGGAACUAGACGGCGAGUUUGCAGUGGCACAGACCUGCACGCGUGUGGGUAUCGCCGUUUUUCACUCCGAAGAUGUGGAGUGCCGCACCGAGCUGUACUGGAGCCCCGCAGAGGAGGAUUUCGCCGUGGAGCGUCCCGACCUCGUGGGAGGGCAGUCUGCGGUGAAGAUGCAGACGGAACAUGCUCCCCACACCCUGUUCACGACGCGGGACGUCUCGACGGGGGCCGAGUCGGAGGAGAAGCUGCGGGUGCAGGUCUUCUACGACGGCAGCGUGCUGGAAGUGUUUGUGAACGAGCGCACUGCCAUCACGACGAGAGUGUACACGUCGGACGCGCGGUGCGUUGGGCUCGCGUUGUUUGCUGAGGGCGAUGCCCAGGUUACCGGGUGCUCGGUCUGGGACGGCUUGUCGUGCGCAUAG
This is a messenger RNA of Diplodia corticola, 1809 nucleotides long. RefSeq names its product glycoside hydrolase family 32 protein. Gene Ontology annotation, molecular function: sucrose alpha-glucosidase activity. Lineage: Eukaryota; Fungi; Ascomycota; Dothideomycetes; Botryosphaeriales; Botryosphaeriaceae. The record is from RefSeq and is a predicted model, not a curated record. Gene Ontology annotation, biological process: sucrose catabolic process. The transcript has 2 exons. Bases 1 to 1809 code for a protein of 602 amino acids.